CUCACGGUGAAUGGCAAAAAGGGGCCAAAAGUGUUCUUGAGAAAAAAGAUACGGUCUAAAAUCAAGCGCCGGGAUAAAACAGAAAAAUUAGUUAAUGCUUUAGAAAAGGAGAGCUCUUGCAACGGAGCUCCCUUUAAUCUAUUGACCGGCGGCAGGAAAAAACAACCAGCGUGGGCCAUGGACUCGCGUAAUCGGCGUAGUUUCUCUGGUGGCAGUGGAAAUGAAGGGGGACGGGGAAAUAACUACUACAGAUCCAGGCCGGGAUCUAGAUAUAGUCGAUCUCGGUCGCGAUCGCGGGAACGCAAUCGCGGUUUCGGUGGCUUUAGGCAUCGUAAUUCUCGUUCGAGGAGUCGGGAACGCUCCCCCAUGUUUAGACACGAUCAUCGUGGUGGUCGGGGUGGCGGUGGUGGGGGUGACCCCGAUUUGUACCAUAAUAUAAUUAACGAAGACUACAGGGAUGAUCAGCGCAACUAUAACUCACGAAACAACUUUGAUAAUCGUCAGUUCCGAAAAGAAGAUAACUUUGAUCGCCGGAAUCGGGAUAGAGAUGGUGAUAGUGAUCGGGAGCUUAAUGAUUAUGAGUACGAACAGCGCUGCCGAGAUCACGAUUCCAGGGAACAAAACUCCGUGGACAGGGAAAGGUUUCAGGAAAGGGGUCACAGCAGGGAACAAAAUAGAACCUGGAAUAGGAACUUCGGUCAUGAUGAUCGAAGCAGAAGCAACGAGCGAAACACACGCCCCCGAGAUCAUCGUUCGUACAACGGAAACAACAAUAUGCAAAACCAAAAUCGAGAACGUGAACGGGACUGGGAUCAAGAUCGUGAUCGCGACCGCAAUCGAGACCGAGAAAGGCGGGCUUCCUCAGAUUAUGACAGUGAUGAGGGUCAUAUGCGGAGGAAUAAGUACCGAGGCACCACCGAAGCCCUCAACAUAAUUAUUAUCUUCGGUCUCACCAAGGAAAUGACUAGGGCAGAUAUUAUGAGCGAGCUGAUCAAGGUGAACAUGGAGCCAGCCUGCAUACGUAUUAUCCGGAAACAUGGAACAGAUUCAUCACGCGGUAUAGCGUUUGUCGAGUUUAACACCGUUGAGGAGGCGAAGCAAUGGAUGGAUAUUACACAGGGCGUACUCAAACUGAACGACCAACGGGUGUCGAUGCAGUAUAGUCACAAGCGAAUCCAAGAUUGGAAUUGCAACAAGUGUGGAGUCUGCAACUUUAAGUUUAGAUUUUACUGCUUCGUGUGCAAAACAUCUCGGGAAGACAGCGAAACCACAUUUUCCUCUGGAAGUGAGGGCGUGGAUGAAGUCAGCAGCAUUCUCACCAAAAAAAUCAUGUUGCGCAACCUGGACGCCCUAACAAACGAGGAGAGUGUGCUCACGGCUCUCCAGCAGCACAUUCCGGAUCUGACCAAGACGGUCAGCAAGGUGCUAAUCAGUCGGGACACCUUAACCCAGGCAUCGCGAGGCAUCUGCUACCUGCACUUCGACACGCUCAUCGACUCCAUGAAUGUGCAUAAUGCGUUGACAGCGCUGGAUCCUCCGCUUACAUUAGAUGACAGACCUGUUGCCGUUACAUAUUGCAAUGACAUGGAGGAUCGCCAAGCUGCGCCCAAAGAUCCGAAAGCUGCAGCAAUCAAAGCCAACGAAUCGAGCAAUCCAAGCGGAGACAUUUCCGCUGUGCCGCCUUCGGGAUUAGGCGGAAACUACACGCUGGCCGAUGUUCCUCGUCUCGCUGAAUAUAGUGCCUCCCUGUACGCUUCGAAUCCCGCGGAGCACGCUCAUUACGUCCAGUACUAUACCGACUACUACACGGCAGAUAUCAACAAGAAGAACAGUGAUCCCAAUUUGACGGAGGCCAACUCUGGAGCAGCGGUUGCCUUGUCGGCAAUCCAGCGCAAGCAGAAGAAGAUGAACAGCAUCGAGACCACGAUCACGGCGGCGGCCACUGCAGCUGCACAGGCGGCGGCGGAGGUAAAGGCCACGCUGGCAGCUCAGGGAGUCACUGCGCCCAGGGGAAAUGAUGGAAAGACCUACCCCACUCCCGAUGUAACCCAGUACCAGUACGAUGAGACCUCUGGUUAUUAUUACGAUCGCACCACGGGACUCUACUACGAUGCUCACUCACAGUAUUACUACAACAAUGAAACGGGUGCAUAUCUCUACUGGGAUCAACGGAGGAGCACCUACGUGCUGGCCACCCCCGCCUCCACUCAGGCAGCCCUCCAGGAAGUGCUGGCGGAGGCCGAGCAGAAGGAGGAGGAUGCCAAAAAGGCCAAGGAUAAGGAGAAGGAAAAAGAGGGCGGUAACAAGCACGACAAGGUUAAGGUGGCCAAGAAGAUCGUCAAAGACAUGGAGAAGUGGGCCAAGCAGCUCAACCAGAAAAAGGACUACACUACUGUGGCCACACCGCAACCGAUAUUGGCAAACGAAGGUCCGAGCACAUCGCGGGGCAAUCAGGGAGGAUACGCCGAUGUGGGAUUCUCGAUUCUCGAAAAAAAGGAACGCGGCAAGCUGAACGACUACGUGCCGCAGGCGGGUCCAAUAAACAAGCUUGUAAAUGCGUACGGCGGAGCAUCAGACUCCGAGGAGGAUAGUGCUCAAAAUGUCCAGAACUCGGGAGCUUCAACUGGAGGUGGAGGCGCCAAUGAGUCGGACUACGUAGACUUCCAGAAGCUGACCUGCCUGCUCUGCAAGCGUGCCUUCCAAUCGCUGGAUAUCCUUCAGAAACAUUUGAAGAUGUCCACUCUGCACAAAGAAAACCUUGCCAAGUUGAACCAAAGUACUGGCGGAGGAGCUGCCGUUGAUGAGGGACUGUCUUAUCGUGAUCGUGCCAAGGAGCGCCGGCUGAAGUACGGGGAGAGUGAUCCUCCUCCCCCCAAUCGCAGCCGUGAGCGAUUCGAGCAGGAAAUAAAGACUUUACAAACGCGACAGAAGGACUCAUCUGCGGCCGCACCAGCCAUGCCUAUAAGUUCUAGCAACGUGGGCAGUCGCCUCCUGCAAAAGAUGGGCUGGUCGGAGGGUCAGGGAUUGGGAAGGAAGAACCAGGGACGCACCCAGAUCAUAGAGGCUGAUGGGCGCUCCAACAAUGUGGGACUGGGCAACAAAUCGGGACAUAUGAUACCAGGCAACGAUUACAAAUCCUACAUCAAGAAAAUGAUGAAGCAACGUUAUGAGAACGCCUGAGAAUAUGCGUUUCUCUUAGACCCGCUUUCACAUGUUUCCUGUAAAAUUAAAAGGAGCCAUUUCAAUUUAA
This is a messenger RNA of Drosophila ficusphila, 3250 nucleotides long. Its product is annotated as RNA-binding protein 5-A. NCBI's taxonomy places the organism in Eukaryota, Metazoa, Arthropoda, Insecta, Diptera, Drosophilidae. The coding region runs from base 178 to 3180 and encodes 1000 amino acids. The record is from RefSeq and is a predicted model, not a curated record. Gene Ontology annotation, molecular function: RNA binding. The transcript is spliced from 12 exons. Gene Ontology annotation, biological process: mRNA splicing, via spliceosome. Gene Ontology annotation, cellular component: nucleus.